This is a messenger RNA of Acaulospora colombiana, 327 nucleotides long. NCBI's taxonomy places the organism in Eukaryota, Fungi, Glomeromycota, Glomeromycetes, Diversisporales, Acaulosporaceae. The record is from the annotation of a GenBank genome assembly.
AUGGAAAGCCAACCUUAUGAUUUUCAGUUGAAUGACGAAAACAGACGAAUCACCAUCUGCAGUAGUUAUCACAAUGAUUUAAAUAACUUCGAGCAAGACGCGAAAAUGUUAACGACUCCAAAAAUCGUUAAGAAGAUUGAUGACAUGCUUAGAAAUCCUCAAUUAGUCAAACAAUCAAAGCGAUCAUCUGUUGGAUCCGAUGCUCGACCUAUUACAGAAUUGGAUUCUCCGAACAUAAAAAUCACCACCACCACUUAUACACUCACUAACGUUCCUUCGGAUGCUCUUGCACCGGCUCCUCAAGUUAAUGUAACACACGAUUAUUAA